AUGCGGGAUCAGGAGACUCUGGAGGUGGACCUCCUGCGGGGUCACGAGUCAGACCCCGAGAGGCUGGAGUCCCUGCCCACCGCCACUGUCGCCAGCCUGCUGCACCUUCGCCAAUCGGAGGUUCUACAAUACAUACAAUCCAAUGGCAUGCAUAAACUGGCGGAAUUUGAUCUCGAGGAAGAUCGCGUGUUUUCGGCCUUCAAGGGAGGGCCCAUGUUGACGUUCGGCUCAGAUGAGCUGGAUCUGGAUGCCGAGGAGGAGUGGCGGAAACGUUUAAAUCGGAAGCUGGAGCCAAACCCUACAGGUUGGCAUUCAACGAUCACCGUGGAGGCCUUUGUGGUUCCCAUCCGAAGUGCAGCUGACCCAGAGUCCAAGGGUCUCCUGCACCCCCUACUGCGCAGACUUCAAGCCAAGCGUUUGUCAUACUCUGUGUUCGACCUGCCAGCUGUGAAGGCCAUCAUUACCUACAAGUGGACAAAGUAUGCACGCACUCGUCUCAUGAUUCAGCUGGGCCUCUUCAUCUGCUGGCUGUUGUGCUUCUAUGGCUUCAUUGUGGCGUUCCAGGGUGAAGACCUGAGCCACUCCCUGAUGGAGCUCCUGCACACCGCGCGAGGGCGUGUGACUGUGGGCCUCGAGAUCGGCAUCCUGCUGUGCAUGCUGCCCUUCCUCGCCAUCGACAUGACCAUGGCCAGCAUUUACCGCCUCCAGUGGAUUUGCGACCCCUGGCACAUCCUGAGCACCCUGACCUACAUCAAUCAGGUGGCCAUCUCCGGCAUGCACCUGGGCAGGCUGAGCGUGAAGAGCGAAUGGCUGACCAUCGUCCUGGCGGUGCAGUGCAUCAUCUUGCUGUUUCGGCUGCAGUACUGGUCCCGCGCCUUCCGGGCCACCCGCUUCGCCUUUGCCGACGUGCUGUGGGAGGUCAUCUGCGAUACCAGCUGGCUCCUCGCCUUCCUCUUCCUGGUCAUGGGGGGGUACGCCGCCGCCUUCCACAUCACCUUCCGCACGGCCGACAAAGAGCCUGAGGGGUAUGGGAACAUCUGGAAGUCCUUCCUGACCAUCUAUGAGCAUGUGCACGGGGACAUCAAACUCGAAGAGUUCUACUCCGCCAAGUCCCUCCCGGUUUUUGGAACGAUUCUCGCGGUUUCAUACAUUUUUGUGGACGGAUUCAUCCUGGCAAACCUCAUGGUUGGUGUCAUCAUCAGCAGUCUGGACCGGGUGAUGGAGCAUGCCGACGCCAAGCAGAUGGUGGCCCGUGCCUACCUCAUCGAUGAGGUGGAAAACACGGCCUCCCUGCUCAGUGUCGCCCGCAGCUACAUGAGUGCACGCCGGACCGAGUACCAUCCCCGCUACGUGCACGUUCUUUCUGUUCACGAGGAGAAGCUCAGUCAGGUGCAGAGGCAAUCGGAGGUGCUGAAGUACAUUCAGAACAAGGGAAUGCACAAGCUGGCCGAGUUCGAAGUCGAGGAGAACCUGAUAUACCCUGCCUUCAAAGAUGGCCCCAUGCUCACCUUUGGGUCUGAUGAGAUGCAACUGGAUGCUGCCUGGGAAUGGCGGCAGCUCCUCCGCAAGCACAUCAAGCCUGAACCGACGGGAUGGCACUCCACACUCACCGUGGAGGCAUUCGUGGUGCCCAUCUGCGGUGCAGCCAAUCCAGAUACCAAGGGCCUGCUCCAUCCCCUUCUCCGGAGGUACCAAGCAAAGCGCUGCUCCUACUUUGUGUUUUCACUGCCUGCCGUACAGGCAAUCAUCAACUUCAAGUGGACAGAUUAUGCGAGGCGACGCCUGUUCCUUCAGCUGGCGCUCUACGUUUGCUGGCUCGUCUGCUUUUACGGCUUCAUCAUUGCCUUCCAGGACGAGGACCUCACCCACUCCCUGAGGAAGCUGCUGCGCACAACGCGCGGCCAGGUCACAGUGUCCCUGGAGGUCGGAGUCCUGGUCUGCAUGCUGCCCUUCCUCGUCAUCGACGCCACCAUGGCCGGCGUGUACCGCCAGCUCUGGAUCGACCCCUGGCGCAUCCUGAGCACCAUCACCUACGUGAAUCAGGUGGCCAUCUCCGCCAUGCACCUGGGCAGGCUGAGCGUGAAGAGCGAGUGGCUGACCAUCGUUUUGGCGGUGCAGUGCAUCCUCCUCCUGUUCCGGCUCCAGUACUGGUCCCGAGCCUUCCGGGCCACCCGCUUCGCCUUUGCCGAUGUGCUGUGGGAGGUCAUCUGCGAUACCAGCUGGCUCCUCAUCUUCCUCUUCAUCGUCAUGGGGGGAUACGCCGCCGCCUUCCACAUCACCUUCCGGACCGCAGACAAGGAGCCCGAGGACUACAAGAGCAUCUGGCGCUCCUUCCUCACCAUGUACGAGCACGUGUAUGGCGACUUGGAGCUCAAGGACUUUUACUCCUCCAAAUCCAUGCCGAUCUUUGCCACCGCCCUGGCAGUCUCAUACAUCUUUGUCCAGGGCUUCAUCCUGGUCAACCUGCUCAUCGGCGCCAUCAUCAACAGCCUGGACCGGGCGAGUCGAAACGCAAGGGCUUGGCGCUGA
This is a messenger RNA of Auxenochlorella protothecoides, 2529 nucleotides long. RefSeq lists its product as hypothetical. Bases 1 to 2529 code for a protein of 842 amino acids. The transcript has 17 exons. Lineage: Eukaryota; Viridiplantae; Chlorophyta; Trebouxiophyceae; Chlorellales; Chlorellaceae. Gene Ontology annotation, molecular function: monoatomic ion channel activity. Gene Ontology annotation, biological process: calcium ion import across plasma membrane. The record is from RefSeq and is a predicted model, not a curated record. Gene Ontology annotation, cellular component: membrane.